This is a messenger RNA of Glarea lozoyensis ATCC 20868, 1731 nucleotides long. Its product is annotated as Rhodanese/Cell cycle control phosphatase. The transcript has 3 exons. Gene Ontology annotation, cellular component: cytoplasm; nucleus. Bases 1 to 1731 code for a protein of 576 amino acids. The record is from RefSeq and is a predicted model, not a curated record. Gene Ontology annotation, molecular function: protein tyrosine phosphatase activity. Gene Ontology annotation, biological process: positive regulation of G2/MI transition of meiotic cell cycle; protein dephosphorylation; positive regulation of G2/M transition of mitotic cell cycle. Lineage: Eukaryota; Fungi; Ascomycota; Leotiomycetes; Helotiales; Helotiaceae.
AUGGAGGCAUCUUCACCAUUAGCUGCCAUGCAGCCUCCUUCCUUCAUGCACGGAUGGGGACGCAGUGACAUGUAUACUUCGCAUCCUCACGCACACAUGUCGGGUGCUCCAUCCUUUGGUCCUGGAGCUUUCAACUUUCGGGAUCUGAGCAUGAAGAGAUCCAAGCCGGAUUAUUUUAGUAUGAGACCGGUCCGCGGCUCUUCCCCAACAGCUAGUCUGGCAGCAGACCUUUCACAGAACUUCCACAUCGAUAUGAGUCCUCAGCUACCCACCCCACGUCGGUCGCUCUUCACAUCGAAUCUUUUUGGAACAAUUGAUGGUCGGGGUAAUUUAUACAACGCACAUAUACAUGGUGGGACGGAAGUUAAUUGGUUUAUAGAUUGUGUUACGACACCCCCAAUACCAUCAUCCUCCCCAGGGUUGGAAGAGCGAAUGGACAUAUCGCCGUUACCUCACAAACAGCCUUAUUUUGCUGGAAUCGAAAUUCAAUCUCCAACGCCCGGACAUACACCCGAGCUUGAGACUCCCGAAGAAGUAAUGCCCUCCUCGCCUCCACGGCCGGUGGUGGAAGCUCCGAGACCUACAAAUGCCAUGGAACGAAGAAAGUCUAUAUUACUUCGACCGUCCCUGACAAGGACAAAGGGCUUCUCGACCAAUUCCCUUCCCACUCGCAAUCCCGAACAAUUACCUCCCUUCCGCUUCGGUGCUGGAAGCAGUAAAUUGUCCACAUCGACGUCAAUGUCGUUGGGUGAAUGUUUUAUGGAAUCACCUCCACAAGAACGUCGCCCACAGUCCGCCAACAGCCCGUCGGUGUCAAUUAUGGGACCUCCAAGAGCAACUCGGCCUUUUGGAAGUAUGAAUGGGAACUCGAGGACCAACGGCUCCCCUAUUGGGAGCCACACGCGCCGUCCUUCGAAUCCAUUGAUCCGACCAAGGAAACAGUUUCGAAGAUCGUUGAGCAUGUUUGAACACCCAGGGGAUAUCAUGAAGGCCAAGGCAGAGGAGGCACCUGUACCAAGUAAUUUACAGACUGUUAUGGAUGUUGAUGAGCUUCACCAACCACAGCUGCCACAUUUCUUUCAAGAAGGUCAACCAGAUAGCAUUCCUAGAAUCACCAAGGAUACGCUGCUCGAGGUGCUUGAUGGAAAGUUUGACGGGACUUACGACCAGCGUAUGGUCAUUGACUGCAGGUUCGAAUACGAGUUUGAUGGCGGUCACAUUGAUGGAGCGGUCAAUUACAACGAUAAAGAGCUUCUCGCUGGCCAAUUGUUCGAAGCCGCCCUUCCUGGAAAGACUCUUUUAAUUUUCCACUGCGAGUACUCUGCUCAUCGUGCACCCAUCAUGGCCCGUCAUGUGCGCAAACAAGACCGUACCACUAACAUUGAGCAAUAUCCCAAGCUCACCUACCCAGAAGUGUACAUCCUUGACGGUGGAUACAGUACCUUUUUCUCCCAACACCGCGAACGGUGCUUCCCCCAGAACUACGUCGAGAUGGAUGCCAAGGAGCAUGCUUACACCUGCGAGAGGGAAAUGGGUAGAUUACGACAGAACCGAUCCAAACUAUCCCGUGCUCAGACCUUUGCUUUUGGUCAAGGUGGAGUUGACGACAGCCCAACCGCCCCAAAUAGAUCCAGAACCACAGCGAGCUGCGACUUGAUGAUGAUGGACAUGACUUCAUCACCUUGUCUAAAUUACGAUCGAGGACAUGCACGACGCAUGGUAUCAUACUAA